Molecule: messenger RNA, 459 nt
Organism: Cylindrotheca closterium
Lineage: Eukaryota; Bacillariophyta; Bacillariophyceae; Bacillariales; Bacillariaceae
Source: the annotation of a GenBank genome assembly
AUGUCACGGCACAACAUUUCACACGAAACCAUCAUUGAGGCGCCCAUCGACCUUGUCUGGAAAGAACUGAUAGCGAUCGAUGAUUGGGAGUGGAAUCGUUGGACAAGGCUCAAGGCAACCGAGCCAGUGGAAGGAACUUCUGGAAAGUUGAUGGCAUCGUACGAAGGAGACGACAAGUGGCAAGAGUUUGAUUUUACAUUUGGUCCAGUCAAUGAAUCUUCCCAUAUUUUGACUUGGCAAGGUUCAGUUGCCGGUGGCUGUUUGUUUUCUGGUUAUCACACGAUGCAACUAGAAUCAGUCAAGGAAGGGCAAACAAAGCUGAUUCAUAAAGAACAGUUUGGUGGCCUCUUGCCAAUGAUUGGGGCAGGGUUGCCAUACAAAACUCUCAAUCGAAACUAUUUAUUGAUGAAUGAAUCGCUGAAAGACAAUGUGGAGAAGAAAGCAAAAAACAAAACUUGA